AUGCAGAAGGGCGAGGCUAGUGGCGCAGCGACGCCCCCUUCGGUUUUGCCGCCUUCCGGCGUGUGCGCCACGGCUCCGUCCGUCGACGCUGCGCUUGGCGAGGCCACUGCGCGUGACGGCGCCGCUGUUGAGGGGGAACCCUCACAUGAAACUGUAAGCCCGCCAUCGAUAGAACGUUUUGAUAGACAUUGCCGCCUGCGCCGCGCACUGGCGGCGAAGGAGGCAACUUUGCUGGAAAUCACGCAGCUUAUUAUGACUGGCACCACCUCAGAGAGGCGGGUUUUGCGCGCUUCCAAGCCGCGCAAGGCAACGACCGAUGAGGCUCCUUCACCGGCCUUGGCGGCCCCUACCACCAGUACUGCAGACAGUGCGACAGCGAAGUUGCCAAGCGCGCUUCGCCCCAACGAGCAGUCUUUUGCAGAGGUGCAGCCGGAUGUAGAUAACACAAAGCGGUUAAAAUGCAAAGAGCUUGACCAUCUGAAAGAACGGGUUCGACUUGAAAGGCUUGUGUAUGAUCUUCGUCGAGAAUUGGAGGCGGCAGGGCAUACGUUGCGCGAUCAGACAGAAGCCAUGAAGUCAGUGAGUAUGGGAAUGGCGAGAAUGGGCCCGCAUCGAUUGAUAAAAGCGCAGCGUGAGAAGAAGACGAAGUCGUUGAUGACAUCGGAAGCUUCGCUUGUGGAGAAGGUGAGUCAUUGGCGCGAGUUUAAUGUUUUUCGCGAGCGAGUGAAGAGACUGGAGGAACUUCUUGCGGCUGCACAGUGUCGCGCGGAGCGUGCUGAGAAGCAAUGUGCGGAGCAGCAGGCGACGGCGCUACAGCAAGCACCCAACAAGACGCAAGAAGAUACAACUCAGGUGGUCGGAUCCGGUGCUAUUUCAUCCGUCAACCCUUUUACUGAAAAGCGCGGGGUGGUUUUGACUACAGAAUCCGCAUCUUGCAGCAAGGACGAGAAAAUGAAUUACCAAAGUCUUAUGGAUAGAGUUCGUGAAGUGGAGGACGCACACCGCACGGCACGUCGUAUGUGGAGUGUGCAGGAAAGGGAAUAUAGACGCCACAUUCGGGUCCUUGAGGCCACAAUGUCGCGGAUGGAACGACAGAUGCCGGCUGAAAAGCCAAGUAAAGCUACACUGUUUAACCUGACACUGAGACUUGUGUCCUGUGAGGGUUUAUUUAACAGGUGCAACAACGGCGCCGGAUCGAUUGAUCCAUUUGUAGUUGUUUAUAGUCCAAGUGGCGAAAGAGUCUUUGAGACACUUCCGCGAGAAGACACGGACUGCCCGGAGUUUAGUGCACUGGAUGAUAUUGUCACACUGAAGGUGGCGCGUGGAUCCUCGUGGCAUAUUGUGCUUGAAGUUUACUCUCGGGGGGCGAAUAAUGCGCGGCUUUUCUUGGGACAAGCCAAGGUCCCCGUAGGGCCGUUGUUAGAAGACGUUGAGCCGGGCGGUGUGCGGAGGCACUCCGCGGAACUUAAAAUGCGAGAUCGUGAGACCGACAAUGAGAUUCUGCGGCAAGCCCGUCAUUUGGGUGCGAUUGUCUUUGAUGUGACUGUAGCGGUUGUGGGCUGCGGUGCAGCUUGCGGUAGUUGUUGGCGCCGCUCUUCAAGUUCUCGGGCGAGUCCACUGAUUUCUCCUGGGCGCGACGGAGAAGAGGAGACCAACGCCGGUGCGGAUGCCACGAAGCCCGGUGGGAGUGCCGCGCCCCUGACAGGCUUCACACUUCGCGUUGCCGCCGCAAAGGGAAUUCUUGAACGCGGACCGGGGGCGCAUUCACACCCGUACGUGGUGGUAUACGACGGCGGUACGGGUAAGGAACUGAUGCGCACCCCGCCCGUUCCGGAAACCAGUGAGGCUUCGUGGGAAGGUUGCCCUCAAGCCAGCGUUACUCUUCCUUCUCUGCGACGCCAUGGAGGCAUCAUCUUUCGUGUUUUUGACCAAGAUAGGGAUGGCAGGAGUGAAUUCCUUGGAGAGGCACUUCUUUCAAGGCGGCAGCUCUCCUCUGGGAAAGAGUGGCAUGAACUGAGGCUGGCUCCACGUGAGAAUGAGCCACUUACGCACAUACGAGAGCACCACGGGCGACUUGGAAAGUUGUUGGUACAUUGUACACGAGGACUACUGUCUGACAGUGUGGGAUGCACCGAGAAACAGGAGGAGCAUCUCCAUCGACAGCAGACCUCGACAAGGUCGUCAAGGAUUCUUUGCGAUGAGGCCGCCACUAGCGAUGGGAAUGCCUUGCUCCAACCUGUCAAGGUUCAAGUCCAUGUGGAGGGGUGUCGGGGUCUUUUAGAUGGGCCAGGAAGUGGGGGGGAUGUCUUUGUGCGUAUGGUGGCACCUAACUCUGCUGCGUAUACCACCAGCGUCGUGCCACGCGCCUUGAAUCCCUCGUGGAUGAAGAAAGAUGGGUGUGCCACAAUGACGCUGCACCCAUUGGACUCCGGCGUCAUUGGUUUCUACGUCAUGGCGUGUGAAGGGCAGCUAGGAAGUAAGGAGCAGACACUGGGUUACGCUCAACUCUCCGUCGGAGACCUUUUCCUGCGCGGGUUGGGAAAGAAGGAGCUGGAGUUGGAUGCACAGCCGCACGCAGCCGAUACACGGCUUCCGCCGUCUCCCAAGACAGCUCUCGGAAGUAUAUUAGUGUCAUUUGCGCUUGCCGGGGUGAGUUCUGUGAGUACGCAUAUAGAGAAGCAUGAAGCAACUGUGAAACAAACCGCAGCAGUCGCCACGGCCGAGGUACCCAACCAGGCAUCUGCCCCUCCGUUUACUGCGUCAUCAGUGACGUCGAAGAAAACGGAGGAGGUGGCGGCACCAACCGCGGUGUCUUUGCGCAUAUUUGUCAAGGAAGGUCAUGACCUUUUGGACUGUGACCAGGCGAUGUUCAAUGCAAUGGGCGUGACAGAUCCGCGAGUCCUUGUGUGGGUGGGUCCCGACCUUGCCUUUACGGUUCCUGAAAAGCGCGAUACAGUCAACCCCGUGUGGACGCAAGAAGAGGCUGAGUUCCUCCUCCGCGUACAAUCGACACAGGUCAUACGAUUUGAGGUACAAGAUGUGGACGUGGCUGGUUUUGACUCCAUGGGGUCUGCCAACAUCCACGCCUCCGAGGUCAUUGCUUCCCCCGGAGUGCGCAGCUUGCCGGUGAUGCUUGACGGAACACAAUACGGUACAUUGGUUGUCUUGUUUACCAUAGACACAAACGAUCACUCUAGCAGCUGA
Molecule: messenger RNA, 3204 nt
Organism: Trypanosoma conorhini
Lineage: Eukaryota; Euglenozoa; Kinetoplastea; Trypanosomatida; Trypanosomatidae
Exons: 1
Coding region: 1-3204 (1067 amino acids)
Source: RefSeq, a predicted model, not a curated record